CACACACACACACACGCACGCACGCACGCACGCACGCACACACACACACACACACACACACACACACACACACACACACACACACACACACACACACACACACACACACACACACACACACACACACACACACACACACACACACACACACACACACACACACACACACACACACACAGAGAGAGUUUAGAGCAAAGGACUUUGGAGUUUUCUGCAGAGAGGAAGCCAAACUGUCCACGGAGCAGCAUAAACACACCUCCACCAUGUCCCUUCUCACCCACCUGUUGGCGUGUCUCUUCGGGAUGGGCUCCUGGGUCUCCAUCAACGGCCUGUGGGUGGAGCUGCCCCUCGUCGUCCCGCAGAUCCCCGAGGGCUGGUACCUGCCGUCGUACCUCUCCGUCCUCAUCCAGAUGGCCAACGUCGGGCCCCUCUUUGUCACCCUGAUGCACCGCUUCCGGCCCGGCGCCCUGAACGAAGCGGCCGCCAUAUACGCCAUCAUCGGCCUGGGCACCGCCGCCAGCUUCCUGCUGGCGUUCUUCUGGAGGGAGACGGCGGAGGUGGCGGGCGCGCCGCGCAGCGUGGCCCUGCUCGUCCUGACCUUCUUCUUAGCCACCGUCGACUGCACGUCCUCCGUCACCUUCCUCCCCUUCAUGAUGCGUCUCAAGGCCCAGUACCUGACCACGUACUACAUCGGCGAGGGCUUGAGCGGCCUGCUGCCGGCCCUGGUGGCUCUGAUCCAGGGAGCCGGAGUGGUCCGCUGCGUAAACAGCACCCGCUCUCUGGACCACACCCUCAACUCCUCCGUGACCCUUGACCUGCGGGCCGAGUAUCAGCCGGCCAACUUCUCCGUGGAGGUGUUUUUCUUCUUCCUGAGCGCCAUGAUGCUGGUGUGCCUGGUGGCCUUUCUGUCGCUGAACCACCACCCGUCCGUGGCCAGGGAGCGGCCCAGCGGUCGCCCCGCCGACGGGGGGAAGCAGAGGUCGGCGAGGGACGGGAAGCGGGCGGAGCAGAAGCCCAUGAUGGAUCCGUACAGACCUGCGAGCCAGAGGCCCAGGAGCAGCUUCGGCACCGGCUCGUACAGCUGGACACAGGUGUUCUACAUCUUUGUGAUCCUGGCCUGGGCCAACGCUCUGACCAACGUGGUGCUGCCCUCGGUGCAGUCCUACUCGUGCCUGCCGUACGGGAACAGCGCCUAUCACUUAUCAGCCACCAUGGCUGCUGUGGCGAACCCUCUCGCCUGCUUCAUCGCCAUGUUCUUCCCCAUAAGGUCCCUGGUGCUGAUGGGGGCCCUCACGCUGCUGGGGAGCGCAGCGGGGGCCUACAUCAUGAGCAUGGCCGCGCUCAGUCCGUGUCCGCUGCUCGUGCAUCACACCUCCGGCGCCGUCGUCAUGGUGCUGGCCUGGGUGCUGUUUGUCCUCGCUCUGUCCUACGUGAAGGUGAUCAUCGGCCUGAUCCUGCGCGACGAGGGCCACGGCGCCCUCGUGUGGUGCGGAGCGGUGGUGCAGCUGGGCUCCCUGCUGGGAGCCGUGACCAUGUUCCCCGUGGUCAGCGUGUACAGCUUCUUCUCAUCCGGGGACCCGUGCAACACCACGUGUCAAUGAGGACUCGACAUGGGCGUUUCACCCCAGAUGUUCCUCGGAGGAGACAGUCCAAUGACAAGCUCUUUCGACCAUGAUUUGCCUUUGUUUUUUUUUUUCUGAGCAUGACAUUUGUUAAAAGAAGAUCAUUAGUGCUGCUUCAGACAGGAUGAACACUAUUUGCACAUUAUGAAAAUGUGUGUGUCCAUGUUUUUUUUUUUACAUGUGCCACAAUCAUGUUGUUUAUUGCAUGAAAUGAUGUUCCAUCCCAACAUUACUAAAAGAACAUGACGCCCUUCUUUAUUUGUUGACCUGAUUUAGACAACUUACAGAAGUCUGGUGUUGUGACUUCCCUUCUGCUGCUAUAAGCUCUGACUGCCUUAUGAUGGCACAAAAAAUACUUCUUUAUAUAUUUCUGAGAAAAAUCUUAGGAUUAUAAUUUUAAAAAAUCAUACUCGACACUGGUGUAAAAUCAUUAAACACAACGUUUAUUAAUAAUAGUCGACACACACACACACACACACAAAUCAUGCAUCCAGUCUUCUCAAAGGUCUUCCUCAUAGUGUGUGUAGUCGAGAGAACACACACUCAAACAGGGACACAAACAGCAGUGUGCUGUUAGUCAUGCGUGAGUGAGGGUCACUUUGUUUUGCACUAAGAACAUAAAACUGUAUCACCUGUACACCGAAAACACAUCAUCUCGACUCUCAGUUCACACACAACACAACACACAACACAACACACGAGAGCAGUAUCGACCAAAACAUUUAGUUUUUUCCAACAAUAUUCAUACUUUCUAUACUCUUUUAUUGUCCUUUAUUAAAACAUGUUGUGCUGUACUUCUUGUAUUAAAGGCUUGUUGUCAUUAUUAUUAGCAUUACCAUAUGAUUAUUAUACGUUUACUACUUGUACUACUUAAAUGUAUUAUUAUUAUAUAUAUCAUUACUGUCUGUUGUUGUCAUGCCUAUAAGCAUUAGUAUUAUCAUAUCAU
Molecule: messenger RNA, 2568 nt
Organism: Pungitius pungitius (ninespine stickleback)
Lineage: Eukaryota; Metazoa; Chordata; Actinopteri; Perciformes; Gasterosteidae
Gene: slc52a3-2a
Product: riboflavin transporter 2
Exons: 4
Coding region: 264-1601 (445 amino acids)
Biological process (GO): riboflavin transport
Cellular component (GO): plasma membrane
Molecular function (GO): riboflavin transmembrane transporter activity
Source: RefSeq, a predicted model, not a curated record